Molecule: messenger RNA, 635 nt
Organism: Racocetra persica
Lineage: Eukaryota; Fungi; Glomeromycota; Glomeromycetes; Diversisporales; Gigasporaceae
Source: the annotation of a GenBank genome assembly
AUGUCGCAGCGACAUACCCGUAACCUGUUAGCAAUGCUAGAUUGUGAAGAUCUACCAGAAGAAACGAUUAAACGGUCUAUUGCUAUGCCGCUCACUCCUUUAUCAGAAAGUGAUUCACCUCUUCACACAUUUGGGGAUACGUAUAUUAAUCCCUUUGAAAUUUCAUCAGAUAUUCCAACAGAUCAUAAUACGAUAAUAGAGCCUGAUGAUGUAGACCUUUCGUCACCUUAUGCUCGUGCAUCGUCUAACAAGCCCAGAAGUGCACCAAAAUCGACAACCAUUAAUAUAACUCCACAACCUUCAGUGACAGGGACGAUCGGUUAUAGUCCCAGACGUUUUGCUGCAGAUACUCUUGAUGAGCCAGUAUCGGAAACUAUUCUUAGAGACUUGCGGAAUAUUGGGCUUAAAUUGCGACAUGUCCUUAGUCCUAAAGGCAACACUGAUGUCUUGCGAGAUUGGGAUUUAUGGGGCCCAUUAAUUCUUUGUCUGGCGCUGGCCUUGAUCCUAAGUUUUAAUGUACAAAAUAAUGACAAUACUGAUUCACAAAAAGUUAUGGUGUUCACUGGUGUUUUCGUUAUUGUGUGGUGUGGAGCGGCUGUUGUGACGAUAAACGCGAAACUUUUAGGAGGCACUGU